AUGGGCUCUAUUAAUGCCCCUGGCUAUAAUGCCAUUAUUUACAUGACCUACGUGUUCUUGCUAUUCACGGGAUUACUACUUGCUUGGAAAUAUGGCAAACAAAGUAAUUUCUUGUCCAGUAACAACACACAAAGAGGUCUUCCCCUUGCGGUAAAUUUCAUCGCAUCAGCGAUGGGAUGUGGAAUAUUGACGACAUAUGCUCAGAUUGGAAACGUGAGUGGGCUUCAUGGCCUUUUGGUCUAUACCCUUUCGGGAUCUCUACCCAUUCUUAUGUUUGCUUCAGUUGGUCCGCUCAUUCGUCGCAAAUGUCCUGAGGGCUUCGUCUUCACAGAAUGGGUAAGGCAACGUUAUGGUAUUGUUACUUCGUUAUAUCUUUCGUUUUUCACCUGUCUUACCAUGUUUUUGUUCAUCAUAGGUGAACUUUCGGCUGUUCGUGGUGCGAUUGAAACAUUGACAGGGCUCGAUGCUUUGGCUGCUGUGAUUGUAGAAUGUGUCGUCACAACGAUCUACACCUCUUUUGGAGGCUUCAGAGUCAGCUUUAUAACGGACAACUUUCAAGGCGCAUUAGUGAUAAUCUUGGUUAUUAUCUGUGCCGCAGGAAUGGGCUCCUAUAUCAACAUUGAUACAUCUCAGGUGGAUCCGUCUGGUUUGCUCAAAGCCAACAAAUUGGGAUGGCAGUUGGUAUGGAUUUUGCCAGUUGCGAUCUUCACCAAUGACUGCUUCAUGGCUGGCUUUUGGUUGAGAACUUUUGCAAGUAAGAGCAACAAGGAUUUGUGGAUCGGAUGCUCUAUCGCAGCAUUUGUUACCUUCGUCAUUUGCACUUUGGUCGGCACGACAGGAUUUCUAGCUGUAUGGUCCGGUGAUCUUACAGUCGGUGACGAGAACGGGUACAACGCUUUUUUCAUUUUGUUAGCGAAGAUGCCAGCAUGGCUCUCAGCAUUCGUUUUGAUUUUUGUCAUUUGCUUAUCGACAUGUACACUUGAUUCGUUGCAAAGUGCUAUGGUCUCGACUAUUUCUAAUGAUGUUUUCAGAAACAAAUUGAAAAUGAUAUGGGUUAGAGGGUUGGUUGUGCUCGUCAUCAUCCCAUGUAUUGUCCUAGCAGUCAAAGUUGCUGAUGACAUUCUACAGAUUUAUUUGAUUGCAGACUUGGUUUCCGCGGCUAUCAUUCCAAGCAUCUUCCUUGGUCUCACAGAUAGAGCGUUUUGGUUUUUGAGGGGCAUCGACGUCAUGAUUGGUGGACUUGGGGCUUUAUUGGGUGUGUUCGUCUUUGGUACAGUUUACUACGACAGCGCCAAAGAAGGUGGCAAACUCAUGCUUAUUUGGAAUGGUCUCUACAACUCGGAGGACUGGGGUCCGUUUGGCGCUUUCACAGUCACAUUUUGCGGAGGUGUCAUCUUUGCCCUUUUGUUUGCCGGGCUCAGAAUUGGCUUGAUUUAUAUGUUCUGCAGAGCUACUGGCUCAGAAUUCCGUGCUUUGGAGAAAAAAGAAUUGAUUCUUGAUAUCACUCACGAAGAAUCACCAUCCGCUGACGACCACAGCAUCAGGAAAGUAUCUCUGCAAGAUGUCUGA
Messenger RNA from Candidozyma auris, 1569 nucleotides. RefSeq lists its product as uncharacterized. Lineage: Eukaryota; Fungi; Ascomycota; Pichiomycetes; Serinales; Metschnikowiaceae. The record is from RefSeq and is a predicted model, not a curated record. The coding region runs from base 1 to 1569 and encodes 522 amino acids. The transcript is spliced from 2 exons. Gene Ontology annotation, cellular component: membrane. Gene Ontology annotation, molecular function: transmembrane transporter activity. Gene Ontology annotation, biological process: transmembrane transport.